Molecule: messenger RNA, 4309 nt
Organism: Grammomys surdaster
Lineage: Eukaryota; Metazoa; Chordata; Mammalia; Rodentia; Muridae
Gene: Cracr2a
Product: calcium release activated channel regulator 2A
Exons: 18
Coding region: 50-2269 (739 amino acids)
Molecular function (GO): calcium ion binding; GTP binding; GTPase activity
Source: RefSeq, a predicted model, not a curated record
UUCAAUCAAUCCCUUCUUCAGCUUUGGGUGGCCUCCUCGUUGGACACUCAUGAAGGUUCUGAAAAUAACAAAGAAAUCUACAGGUCUGAUGGCCACCCCCAAUGGAAGAGAGGACUCCAGCUGCCAGAUACCUGGUCACGGGAAGCAGGGAAGUGGAACCUUUGUGGAGAAGCUGGACCACACAGAGAGGCUGGAGGCGGAGGUGCCAGACCAAAGUGUCAUGUGGACGAAAGCACAAGAAUUCUUCCAGACCUGUGAUUCCGAGGGCAAGGGCUUCAUUGCCAGGACAGAUAUGCAGAGGCUACAUAAGGAGUUGCCCCUAAGUCUGGAAGAACUGGAAGAUGUGUUUGAUGCUCUGGAUGCUGACGGCAAUGGCUUUCUGACCCCAGAAGAGUUCACCACUGGAUUUAGUCACUUCUUCUUCAGUCAGAACAGCCAAAGAGAGGAGGAUGCUGACCAGCAGGCGGGCCGGCUCCAAGAGGAGAAAGUGUAUCAGUCGAGAGGGGAGGAGGGUGUGGGAGACGUGGACCAAGAUGAGGAAGAUCAGUUUCAGAUGCUGAUGGACAGACUUGGAGCCCAGAAAGUUCUGGAAGAUGAAAGUGACGUCAGGCAGCUGUGGCUGCAACUGAAGAAGGAUGAGCCUCACCUGCUGUCCAACUUCGAAGACCUCCUCACCACAAUCUUCGCUCAGCUCCAAGAAGCCCAUGAGCAGAAGAAUGAACUGGAGUGUGCCCUCAGGAAGAAAAUUGCUGCUUAUGAUGAAGAAAUCCAGCAUCUCUAUGAGGAGAUGGAACAGCAGAUCAAAAGUGAAAGGGAACAGUUCCUUCUAAAAGACACAGAGAGGUUCCAGGCUCGCAGCCGGGAGCUGGAAAGGAAGCUGAGUGCCAAGGAGCAGGAGCUGGAGCGGCUCAAUCAGAAGCAAAGAAGGCUGGAAGGCCAGUGUGCAGCUCUACACAACGACAAGCAUGAAACCAAGGCUGAGAACAGCAAGCUGAGACUCACUAACCAGGAGCUGGCCCGAGAGUUGGAGCGCACCUCCCACCAACUCCAGGAGGCCCAGCAGCAGCUGGAGAGCCUCCAGAGAGAGGCCUGUGAGCUGCAGCAGGAGAAGGAGAUGGAAGUAUACCGAGUGACUGAGAGUCUGCAGCGGGAGAAGUCUGGCCUCCUGAAGCAGCUGGAUUUCUUAAGGGAAAGGAACAAAUACCUCCGGGAUGAACGGGACAUAACUUUCCAGAAAGAUAAGGCGGCCAAGGCAAACACAGCUGCUUCCAAGGCAAGCAGGAAGCAAAGAUCUGGCUCUGUGAUCGGCAAAUAUAUGGAUGGAAGGGGAAUUUUCAGGAGCCAGUCAGAGGAGGAGGAAGAUGUAUUCGGCACCCUGAGGAGGAGAAGCUCUGUGGGCCUGAGUGCAUAUCUCCAGGCGGAAGAGGAACUGGGAAGUGGGGAGCCAGGGGCUGGGGUUCCACGUCGCCAGACACUCCGAAGAAUCAUCUCCAUUGAGGAAGAUCCCCUGCCUCAGCUUCUAGAAGGAGGCUUUGAGAAGCCACUGAGCAGAUGCCCAGAAGAGGAGGAGGUCUCUGACCAGGGAACAGAAGGGCAAAGCGUGGUAGCCCCAGCCUUGGAUCUCAUCCCUACCUCUCCCCGAGGGCAGCCUGUUGGAAAAGAGACCAUCUACAAGGAGGAAAGGGUUCCUUCUACCCCUGACCGGCUCUUUAAGAUCGUGUUUGUGGGUGACUCUGCUGUAGGGAAGACAUCCUUCCUGAGGAGGCUCUGUGAGGCCCGUUUCUCCCCAGGCAUGGUGGCCACUGUGGGCAUCGACUACCGAGUGAAGACGGUCACUGUGGACAAUGCGCAGGUGGCUCUCCAGCUGUGGGACACUGCUGGCCAGGAGAGAUAUCGCUGUAUCAGUCAACAGUUCUUCAGAAAGGCCGACGGUGUGGUUGUUAUGUAUGACCUCACAGCCAAGCAGUCCUUCCUGUCGAUCCGCCAGUGGCUGAGCAGCGUGGAGGAAGCUGUGGGAGACCGAAUUCCUGUUCUGCUGCUGGGCAAUAAACUUGACAAUGAGAAGGAGCGGGAAGUGCCCCGGGGCCUGGGAGAGCAACUCGCCAAGGAGAACAGUUUGAUCUUCUAUGAAUGCAGCGCCUGUUCCGGUCACAACACCAACGAGUCCCUGCUCCACCUGGCCAGGUUACUCAAGGAGCAAGAGGACACAGUAAGGAAGGACACCAUCCAGGUUGGCCCCCCUGCCAAGAAGAAAUCCUGUUGUGGCUGACAGUAGCCCCCCAUCCCGAGCCAGCCUGCCCAUGCCCAUGGUCACCUUCAGCCAGCAGCCCUUCAAAGCCCGAGGUCACGUAGCUGCUUGAAACAGCACUUGGGCUCCUAUACAGCAACACCUGGCAAGGCCCACUCUGCCUUGCCCUUGUUGAUGACUCGCCUCCCCUAAUGGAAGGAAACACCUGCAGCCAGGAAGACUGCUUUUUCUGUAUUUUGGAAUCUUUUCCUUCUUCUCUUCUACACCCCAAUACCCACUCCUUCCCCUCCCUCCUCCAAAGUGGUUUUCUGAAAGAAAGGAGCAGAUGGGCUUUUCCAGAAAAGUCACCACGUGCCUUCUCCACCUCCCUUCUCCUCUCUCCAUGCCCUCAGGAGUCUCUGCACUGUAGUUGCCAUGGCAACUGCAGGGGUAACUUGCUGUUUCUUGAAGGCCAAAGAUGUGCCAUUUGGGUGAUUCUGGGGUGGCCUGUCUUGCUUUGUCCCCUGCUCUCCAGAAACCAAAGAGCUGCUCUUGGCACACGGGUGAUGGACCUUGAGAUACUCGAGUAUCUGCCCCAGCUCCCAGGGUUCUCUGCUUCUCCCUGAGUUCCUGAAUACGAGCUUCACAAGCCUGUCCCAGCUAACGCUGCUGUCACUGGAUCUGUGCCUGUGGGUCUCUGACAUGUGUUUCCUAAUGACCCUGCAACUCUGGCUCCGGGGUGAACAGUGGAUGACAGCUCCAUGCCUGGAGUUACACAGCACACAUACUUUCUACUUAACUUUGAAAAAGAAAACCGAAAGGGGAAGCCAUCUAUGACUAAAGACAGUGGCCAUUUCUGAAGGCUCUGCGUAAGUUUUAUGUUGUACAUAAAAAGCAUUUUCUGAGGGUUUCUCCAAAUACCUCUUUGGAAGAAAAUCACAUCUGAUUAUCGACAGGGUAGAUUGCCAGGUAGGUGUGUGGAGGGGAAUGACAUCCAACACUAGGUCUGUAAUUAUUGGCUUCAUUUAUUUCAUUUUCUUUGAUUCCAGGAGAUCAUACUGAUUUUUAUUUUUUUUCCAGCUUGAGACAUUUUAUUACACAUUUUCAGAUGCUGAUUUCUAGGUUUAAGGAUAAAAUGCAUUUAAAAAACACAUAUAUAUGGGAUACAUUUCCUUUGUGUGAAGAAAUACAAAUGAGGCGUGAAUUAAUUUUUAAAAUGUAGCUGUUACAGUGACAUUUUGCGGAUGCUUGAGAAGUGAGCUGCCUCUCGCCACUGAUGUCAGCAGAGGGCACUAGGCUUCAGGGAAUGACCUGAACCUUGUAAGGGUCCAUUCCCUGCUUCUGGUCAGCACUAAAUGUCUGGGUGCUAGAAAAUACAUCCUUGUCCUAGAUGGAAGGUAGGAGAGAAAGAUCACAAAUCACUUUUCACAAGUGAUUGACAUUUGUCUGACACUGUCUUCUCUUCUUCAGUAGAAGAGCCAGGCACCAGCCCAAGGGAAGGUGGGUGACCCACAUCCAACAAAUGAGGUUCACUAAGAGGAUAGAAUAUUAAGGACAAACUCCACAUAGCUAAAUAAGCAAGGAGAGACAACAAGCCAGAGUUCCUAGGCAUGUUGUACAGUCUCUUUCCCAGACUCCUCAAAGAACAAGAACCCCACAGUCAUCGGGCACAUGCCUAACUGCUUUCGGAAGGCUUUUCUCCUUUUCUGAUGUAACGUUUGCGGGGACCAGAGAGCCAGUGGAGGAUGCUUAACAGAACCCGUAACCAAGUGCCUUAAGAAAGUCUGUGAUCGCCACAGGCUGGCUUCCACCCUAGACCCCUACCUCCAUCAGUUAAAGGUGGGGUGGCUUGUUUGAUGGUUGGCAGCUCUCUGCUUGGAUACGUAGGAUGAUGUGUGAUGACACUGAUGAUAUAGUCAUUUUCCUUCACAGGCUGGUCCCAGACUUGAGGCUCAAAUCUUUCCCUAGGGGAAGGGCAAUGGUAGUAGUUAUGUUUGUGGUUUGGAGCAUACAGAAGAGGCAUGGGAGUCAUUCAGAAGUGGUACUCACGCUGUGUGUGUGUGUGUGUGUGUGUGUGUGUGU